AUGGAUUCUUAUGAUCAAUUCAAUUUGACGGGACACCCACCACCAAGUUCAUUUGAAUAUGAUAAUUCAUUUGAUCAAUUUACAAAUACGUUUGAUAGACAGCAGCAACAGCAGCAUCAACACAAUGUGAUGAAUGUUAUGCAAACAGAACCAGCCCCUACUACAAGCACUACAACCACUGCAGCUGGUAAUAAUACCUCUUCCUCUUCUACAAGAACACCAUCUCCAUCUUCUUCAUCGAGUCCUUCAUCUCCAAACGAUGAUUCUCAUCAUACAAACGAAACAAAAAAGGAAAAGAAACACAAGGAAAAGGAUGAUAAAAUGGAGAAACAAAAAACUAGAAGAACGAAUCAAAAUGUUGCCAGUAGAAAUUAUAGACAAAGAAAAAAGGUUUACAUUAAAGAAAUGGAAGAUAAGAUUAAUCAAUUAACAUUGGAAAAUGAUACAUUAAAAAGAGAUUUGGGUAAAAUUGGAGCCAACCCAACAGAGUUGAUGAGAAUUCCACAAGAAAUGGUUUAUUUAAUGACAAAUAUUAGAAGAAUUGUUAUUCAAUUGGACCAAGCAUUACGUACUGAUCAAUGUGAUGCAACUAUCAAAUCAAUAUUAAAUACUUGGCAUCUAAGUAUGGAUCAAGCAUCAGCUUUAAAUGAAAAGGAAAUUGAAAGAUUUGUUCAUCCACAUACACAAAUUAAAUUAACAAUGAUGGGAUAUAAACCACUUGGAAAUCCAUGGAGUGAUUUUGUAAUGCUUUCAAGUCAUAUUGAAUGGUGGGCAAAGUAUACAGAGAGAGCAGAACUUACACAAGAUCAAUCAGAGCAGAUUGAUACGCUGUGGAACAAGUUUUCAGAUGAUGAAGCCAAUUUGAAGCGUGAAAUGUCAGAACUUGAUGAGAAAAUAAAAAAGUUCUACAUGUCCAAGGUCAUUAUUUUGCCAACUAGCGAUCAGCUCAACUCUCGCGCCCGAUAUGACACUCCCGUAGAUGACGGUUUCGAACCAAACGACACUGAGAUGACAGACAUUUUGGAAUUCACUUACAAUCUUGAGCGACUCAAGCAAAAGUUUAUAAAGAUGGGACGGUUAAUGUGGGACACGAGUAAGCUCAUGUCCAAGUUCUUGACGCCGCGUCAAGAGGCGAUUCUUUUGGUACUCGUUCACUCGGACACCAAAUAUGUACAUUCAAACAUGGAGAUGGCAAAUAAUCUUUGGAACCAAUUGAACCAUGCCAAUUACAACAAGCUCUCGAAUCAUAUCCAAAAGGCAUACCAUCAACACCAACUUUCAGAGGCAGCCAACAACAACAACAACAACAACAAUAAUAAUAAUAAUGAUAAUAGUUUUUCGUCACCAUCAUCGUCGCUAUCUUUAUUGUCGACUAGAGGUAAAUUACCUUCCCCAACCAGUAGCAACAGUAGCAGUACGACACUGCCAACCCUAGUAAAACCAAUCUCUUCAGUUGUUCCCAAUUUAUCAUCUCCAUCUCCACCAAAUCAGUCACCACCACAGCCACCUCUACAACAACAACAACAACAACAGCAACAACAACAACAACAACAACAACAGAUCCAACAACAAAUCCAACAAUUACAGCAACAAAUGAAUGCCCCAAUGUCUUCAUAUCACAACAACUCUAAUCUUUCUGUAUAUUCUCAACAUUCAUCUUUUAGAGUUUCUUCUCCUCCAUCUUCCACCAACCUUACAUUUAAUUCUUCAAACACUCCCGCCACCCCAGUCCCCAUCACUAAUCCAACCAUUAAUAAUACUACAUCACCUACUGCCACACCAAAUUUUAACAGUCAGUCAUAUUUAAAUCAACAAAGUAAUACUACCACCAACAAUAAUCCUUCUACAAAUAAUCAUCACCCCAAUUAUAGUACAAUAGAUUUAUUAAAUGCUUAUCCAUUACCAACCACCACCACCAACAACAAUAAUCAGAGCGGCAAUCAACUCAAUUCAUCAAAAAUGAAUGGUUCCAACAAUGGAGAUUUAAAUCAAUACCAAUUUCAUUUCUACCAUCCAUUAUAA
Cavenderia fasciculata is the source of this 2022-nucleotide messenger RNA. RefSeq names its product putative basic-leucine zipper transcription factor (gene bzpP). Gene Ontology annotation, cellular component: nucleus. The coding region runs from base 1 to 2022 and encodes 673 amino acids. The transcript is spliced from 3 exons. The record is from RefSeq and is a predicted model, not a curated record. Gene Ontology annotation, molecular function: DNA-binding transcription factor activity; transcription cis-regulatory region binding. Gene Ontology annotation, biological process: regulation of transcription by RNA polymerase II. Lineage: Eukaryota; Evosea; Eumycetozoa; Acytosteliales; Cavenderiaceae.